Caenorhabditis remanei is the source of this 1260-nucleotide messenger RNA. RefSeq lists its product as uncharacterized. Gene Ontology annotation, molecular function: octopamine receptor activity. NCBI's taxonomy places the organism in Eukaryota, Metazoa, Nematoda, Chromadorea, Rhabditida, Rhabditidae. The record is from RefSeq and is a predicted model, not a curated record. The transcript has 10 exons. Gene Ontology annotation, biological process: adenylate cyclase-activating adrenergic receptor signaling pathway. Gene Ontology annotation, cellular component: membrane. Bases 1 to 1260 code for a protein of 419 amino acids.
AUGGUGUUACGAGCCAUCGACUCGAUUCGGGAUAGUGUUAUAAACGCGUCAUCGGCAGUCAGCACAACCACUGUGCCACCGCUGGACAUUCCCAUGACCUCUAUGAAGCCGCCAUCAAUUAUUCCCACCGUCGAGCUGGUUCUAGGAACGAUUACGUACUUGGUCAUUAUCGCCAUGACAGUAGUUGGUAACACACUGGUCGUGGUCGCUGUCUUCAGUUAUCGACCUCUGAAAAAGGUGCAAAACUAUUUUCUCGUCUCUCUGGCUGCUUCCGAUUUGGCGGUCGCUAUAUUCGUCAUGCCUCUACAUGUAGUCACUUUUCUUGCGGGUGGUAAAUGGUUACUCGGUGUUACUGUAUGUCAGUUUUUCACAACCGCUGACAUUCUUCUCUGCACAUCAUCCAUUCUUAAUCUGUGUGCAAUUGCAAUAGAUCGAUAUUGGGCUAUCCACAAUCCAAUCAACUAUGCACAAAAACGUACAACCAAAUUCGUGUGCAUCGUCAUUGCUGUUGUUUGGGCAUUGUCCAUGUUAAUAUCAGUGCCACCGAUCAUCGGAUGGAACAACUGGGAAGAAAACAUGAUGGAGGAUAGUUGUGGGUUGUCUACAGAGAAAGCGUUUGUAUUAUUCUCGGCAGUCGGCUCGUUUUUCCUCCCACUCCUGGUCAUGGUUGUGGUGUAUGUCAAAAUUUUCAUCAGUGCACGUCAACGGAUCCGCACGAAUCGAGGACGAAGUGCAUUGAUGAGAAUCCAGAAUGCAGAAGGUGACGACGACUACAGGAAAAUGUCGAUUAAGAGGGCGUCCGUGGAAUCGGCUAGAACGUCGAGCAGGACAGAUGGAGGUAGUCUGCCGAAAGAUGAAACAACGAAACAUAUGAAGUAUCACAAUAAUGGUUCGUGCAAAGUGAAAGUCAAGGAGUCGAAGGAUGUUGAAGAAAAUCCUACCGCAGUACUUAGAAAACGUGAGAAGAUCAGUGUGGCCAAAGAAAAACGAGCUGCAAAAACAAUUGCGGUCAUCAUUUUUGUAUUCUCAUUUUGCUGGUUGCCAUUCUUCGUUGCAUAUGUCAUCAGGCCAUUUUGUGAAACUUGUAAAUUACAUGCUAAGGUGGAACAAGCAUUCACAUGGCUUGGUUAUAUCAAUUCUUCACUCAAUCCGUUUUUGUAUGGUAUUUUAAAUUUGGAGUUCCGAAGAGCAUUCAAAAAAAUUCUGUGCCCAAAAGCAGUGUUGGAGCAGAGGAGAAGGAGGAUGAGUGCCCAACCAUAA